CCGGAGACGACCCGCAGCCCGGACGCCAGACAGGGGAACACCCGUGGCUGCCCCCUCAUUGGCUCCUGGAGGCCGGAAGUACAUGAGUCCGGCGGAAGUACUCCUACUGUGAGCGUCCACCAGGCCGGGACCCUCAGAGAUCAAAAUGGCUUCCAGAGGAAAGACCGAGACAAGCAAAUUAAAGCAGAAUUUAGAAGAACAGUUGGAUAGACUAAUGCAGCAAUUACAAGAUCUGGAGGAAUGCAGAGAGGAACUUGAUACAGAUGAAUAUGAAGAAACCAAAAAGGAAACUCUGGAGCAACUAAGUGAAUUUAAUGAUUCACUGAAGAAAAUUAUGUCUGGAAAUAUGACUUUGGUAGAUGAACUAAGUGGAAUGCAACUGGCUAUCCAAGCAGCUAUCAGCCAGGCCUUUAAAACCCCGGAGGUCAUCAGGUUAUUUGCAAAGAAACAACCAGGUCAGCUUCGGACAAGGUUAGCAGAGAUGGAUAGAGAUCUCAUGGUAGGAAAGCUGGACAGAGGCCUGUACACUCAACAGAAAGUGGAGAUACUAACAGCUCUCAGGAAACUUGGAGAGAAGCUGACUGCGGAUGAUGAGGCCUUCUUGUCAGCAAAUGCAGGUGCUAUACUCAGCCAGUUUGAGAAAGUCUCUACAGACCUUGGCUCUGGAGACAAAGUUCUUGCCCUGGCAAGUUUUGAGGUUGAAAAAACAAAAAAAUGACAUGGUGUGGAGGCUUGGGACAUUGAUCACAUUCUUGCUAUAAAUGACGUUUGUCUUCUAGGAUUUUGAAUCAUUGCAAAGAAAUCAAGAGAUUCUUGAAAUGCACUGAUAACCUAAGAAAAGGUGACAGGAAAACACUUGUGGCUUCUGGUUGACCUUUCAGCAUUGUGCUUUUUGUAGGGCUGCCUGCCUGAGUCAUCCUAGACUUGUUGGGAUGAGGGACCCGUUGGACCUUAUUCAUUAUGUCUUGUGUGUUUGAGAGACCAGAAAACAGUUUCUCUGCCUGUUUUUGUUAAGCCUCCUUGUUUUUAAGUUCUGAUAGUAAAUGAAAAGAUGUGAAGUAA
Ailuropoda melanoleuca (giant panda) is the source of this 1062-nucleotide messenger RNA. It is a transcript of the gene LZIC, whose product is annotated as leucine zipper and CTNNBIP1 domain containing. Lineage: Eukaryota; Metazoa; Chordata; Mammalia; Carnivora; Ursidae. The record is from RefSeq and is a predicted model, not a curated record. Gene Ontology annotation, molecular function: beta-catenin binding. The transcript is spliced from 7 exons. Gene Ontology annotation, biological process: negative regulation of Wnt signaling pathway. The coding region runs from base 146 to 718 and encodes 190 amino acids. Gene Ontology annotation, cellular component: beta-catenin destruction complex; nucleus; cytosol.